CCUCCCUCAACCACACCCCGAUGAAAGCCAGCAGGGAGUAGAUAGGGGUGGAUGCGGAGGGGACACACAGGCCAGUCCACAUUUCUGUACAUCAGGUCAGAGGGCUGCGCACACAGAGCCUGCAAGAUAACCUCCUUGUAAUCCCAUCACCUGAGAGAGACCCUGGGAGUCAUGGACAGCAUUCUCAUGCAAAGGAGACUCUUCCUCUACAACUUCAGGAACCUGCGCAAGGCCAAGGGCCGGCGUGAAACCUACCUGUGCUAUGUGGUGAAGCGCCGGGAUAGUGCUACCUCGUGCUCCCUGGACUUCGGAUACCUGCGCAACCAGAUGGGAUGUCACGUGGAGGUGCUCUUCCUGCGCUACAUCGCAGCCUGGGACCUGGACCCGGGACGCUGCUACCGAAUCACCUGGUUCACCUCCUGGAGCCCCUGCUACGACUGCGCCCAGCACAUCGCCAACUUCCUGCGCUCCUACCCCAACCUGAGCCUCCGCAUCUUCAUGGCCCGCCUCUACUUCUGCGAGGACCGCAAGGCAGAGCCCGAGGGGCUGAGGCGCCUGCACAAGGCAGGGGCACAGAUUGCCAUCAUGACCUUCAAAGAUUAUUUCUACUGCUGGAACACAUUUGUGGAGAACAGGGAACAGGCAUUCAAAGGCUGGGAAGGGCUGCAUGAAAACUCUGUCCAUCUUGCCAGGAAACUUCGACGAAUCCUCCUGCCGCUGUACGAAGUAGAUGAUUUACGAGAUGCUUUUAAAAUUCUGGGACUUUGAAGUGAAAGUCAUCGGCAAUCAGAAGACUUCACAAGCACUUGCUCUUUGAUUUCCAACUCUCACCCUUACGACAGAUCUUUCUCCUCUUCCCUCCUUACAUCACUCUUCCUUCCAGCCCUGUGUCUAGAGAUAAGACUGUCCUUACUUUUUAUUUCCAAGGAGAAUGAGGCUGAUCUUGUGAAGACACCUUCCCCAGGCUCACACCUUAUCCAUCGCUAACUGGGAAUAGCCAGGACUGCAGUGACAUUGCCAGAGAGUCAUUUGCCUCCCCUCAGUCCCUGCAGAGCUAAUCCAGGUGAUCCACUAAAUGGAGCUCUGGGUUUAGCCUUGCCCAGGUGGGAGCAGACAGCCUGCAAAGCUGUUUGUGUGACUGUGCUCUCACUGGCACUGCACUGACCUGCACAUUUCAUGAAGGCUUCAGGGAGCACAUUUUUUGGCUCUUAGAGCUGCACUACACUCAGCUGCU
Motacilla alba alba is the source of this 1234-nucleotide messenger RNA. RefSeq names its product activation induced cytidine deaminase (gene AICDA). NCBI's taxonomy places the organism in Eukaryota, Metazoa, Chordata, Aves, Passeriformes, Motacillidae. The coding region runs from base 172 to 768 and encodes 198 amino acids. Gene Ontology annotation, molecular function: cytidine deaminase activity; zinc ion binding; RNA binding. Gene Ontology annotation, biological process: cytidine to uridine editing; defense response to virus; negative regulation of single stranded viral RNA replication via double stranded DNA intermediate. Gene Ontology annotation, cellular component: P-body; nucleus; cytoplasm. The record is from RefSeq and is a predicted model, not a curated record. The transcript is spliced from 5 exons.